This is a messenger RNA of Diachasma alloeum, 2065 nucleotides long. RefSeq names its product glycine-rich cell wall structural protein 1.8. The record is from RefSeq and is a predicted model, not a curated record. The transcript has 3 exons. NCBI's taxonomy places the organism in Eukaryota, Metazoa, Arthropoda, Insecta, Hymenoptera, Braconidae. The coding region runs from base 125 to 1687 and encodes 520 amino acids.
CGCUAGGGGGUCAGGAUCAGUCGUCACCGAGUGGUCUCUUCCUGAGCGUCGAAGAAGAAACAGGAUCAAGACGUAAGUUUGAAUUUCCAAAUUGAAAAAUCGACUGAAUUCAAUCGGCGGAAACAUGGAGAAAUUCUUCAUCACGACGGUGAUCUUCUGCGUACUGACUGAUUCCUCCUCCGCCUCGAUGUUUGGGUUUGGCGGUGGAGGAGGAUCCGCUAGAAGCCACGUUGACGGGAAAUAUGCCGGAGAGCUGAACGCGGAAGCCGGCAUUCAUGAAGAAGCCCACUUGGGCAUCGGAGGUGGAGGACACGUAGAAAGUCACAUUGACGGAGCAUUCGAUGUGGGAGGCCACAUAGGGGGAUUAUUAAGUGGAGCAUUCAACGCUCAAUCGAAAAUCGCGGGAGCGGCAAUGGGUGGAUCAAAAUUGGCUUUGGUAGGAGUGAAGCAUGCAGCGGUAAGUGCCGCAUCGGGAGUCGCUGGAGCAGUAAAAGGUGGAAUAGAACAUCUCAGAGAAUUCGGGGCAAAACUGAAAGGAUCGGGAGACAUCGAAGGAGAAUUCAGCGAAAAGGGAUAUGGUGAGAUAGGUUACGGCGCAGGAGGACACGCUGACGGAGAAUACGACAGGAAGGUCCAUGUUGUAGAAGAAUACGGCAGAGAGGACCAUGUUGGAGGAGGAUACGGCAGAGGUGGCUAUAGUAAAGGAGUAUAUAGUGAUGGAAGACAUGCUGACGGUCAUGUUGGAGAAAAAUUAGGCACAGGAGAACAUGUCGGAGGGAAAUUAGGCGCAGGAGGACAUGUCAGAGAAAAACUAGGCGGAAGAGGAUAUGUCGGAGGGAAAUUAGGCGCAGGAGGACAUGUCAGAGGGAAAUUAGGCGCAGCAGGACAUGUCGGAGGAAAAUUAGGUGCAGGAGGACAUGUCGGAGGGAAAUUAGGCGCAAGAGGACAUGUCGGGGGAGAAGUCGGCGCAGACGGAUAUGCCGGAGGAAAACUAGGCGCAAGAGGACAUGUCGGAGGGAAAUUAGGCGCAGGAGGACAUGUCGGGGGAGAAGUCGGCGCAGACGGAUAUGCUGGAGGAAAACUAGGCGCAGGAGGACAUGUCGGGGGAGAAGUCGGCGCAGACGGAUAUGCCGGAGGAAAACUAGGCGCAGGAGGACAUGUCGGAGGGAAAUUAGGCGCAGGAGGACAUGUCGGGGGAGAAGUCGGCGCAGACGGAUAUGCCGGAGGAAAACUAGGCGCAGGAGGACAUGUCGAGGGAGAAGUCGGCGCAGACGGAUAUGCCGGAGGAAAACUAGGCGCAGGAGGAGAUGUUGGAGGGAAAUUAGGCGCAGGAGGACAUGUCGGGGGAGAAGUCGGCGCAGACGGAUAUGCUGGAGGAAAACUAGGCGCAGGAGGACAUGUCGGGGGAGAAGUCGGCGCAGACGAAUAUGCCGGAGGAAAAUUAGGCGCAGGAGGACAUGUCGGGGGAGAAGUCGGCGCAGACGGAUAUGCCGGAGGAAAACUAGGCGCAGGAGGACAUGUCGGGGGAGAAGUCGGCGCAGACGGAUAUGCCGGAGGAAAACUAGGCGCAGGAGGACAUGUCGGGGGAGAAGUCGACGCAGACGGAUAUGCCGGAGAAAAAUUGAGGCAGGACAUGGUGGAGGAAAAUCCGGUGCAGAUCGACGUGCCAGCGAAACAGCUGAUAUAGGUACAGGAAUACACGGAAUAGAUUCUUCCAAACACUUCCGGAGAUUAGGGUGCGUCACUGGAUUUCGCAAAAAAGUAGCUAACGAGGCGAAAAACGCUGCAGAUGGACUUUUGGGGGUACAAUCAACCCUCCGAUUGAGGAGCAUUCUGCAACUCACCAGACACCAGACAUUUGUCUGCAUAAAUUAUGAAUAUUAAUUAAUUAUAAAUAUAGAUGCGAAUCUUUUCAGGGAAACGAAAUUCUAGUUCUCAUCUGCAGAUGCUGACAAAAAAAAAUAUCUAUCAUAAAAUUGUAACACUUUCCAAUUGUUGGGAACAAUAUUUUCAUGAAUAUAGUACGUCAAAUUGGUUGAAAUAAAAAUUACAAUUCGAGGUUUAA